Messenger RNA from Williopsis jadinii, 600 nucleotides. It is a transcript of the gene YAR1, whose product is annotated as Yar1p. NCBI's taxonomy places the organism in Eukaryota, Fungi, Ascomycota, Saccharomycetes, Phaffomycetales, Wickerhamomycetaceae. Bases 1 to 600 code for a protein of 199 amino acids. The record is from RefSeq and is a predicted model, not a curated record. The transcript has a single exon. Gene Ontology annotation, molecular function: protein binding.
AUGUCACAAGAACUGACACAGGAGGAAUACGAUAUAAUAAUCGAAGAUGCUCGUUAUGGUGACUUAGAAACCCUCCAAGAGAUCUUUUCAGAAAUUGAUGCAAAUGCCGUGCUCCUUAAGAUUAGAGAAUCAGAGACCUUGAAUACUCCGUUGCAUAUGGCUUCUGCAAAUGGCCAUCUAGAGGUUGUCAAAUACCUUUUGUCAUUAUUACCGUCUGAUAAGGCUAAAGAGUUGGUCAGCGUGGAGAACUUUGAAGGUAACACCGCUUUGCAUUGGGCUUCGCUGAAUGGACAUUUGCCAAUAGUGGAGCUCCUAUGCGAUGAAUAUGAGGCAGACGCCUUCAAGAAGAACAAAUUCGGCCAUGAUGCUAUAUACGAAGCAGAAAACAAUGGUAAGGAAGAGGUUGAAACGUAUUUCUUGAAGAGAUUUGACGUUGAGCCUGUAGGGGAAGAUGGCCAAGUUGACAUCAAAGUGUCCAACGCUGAAGUUGAAGUCAAACAAGGUGAGGAGAUUGAUCAAAUCACACAAGAACAAGUGGAUAAACUUGAAUCCAAUGAGGAGUUCUUGCAAGAAAGGGCCAAACAGAACUUGGGAGUGUAA